AUAUAGUGGAGCAAGUUACACGUUUUUCAAUCCCCCAUAGGACAAACCUGUACAGUCGACGCCUGGAAUAACGAACGUCAGUACUUGAUCAAAUGAUGUUCCUGGAAUGUUUCAAGGAGGUAUCAGAAUUGCAGAGAAGAAUGGAAGUCAGCAGUUGGGCAGUGCACGGUGCAAAGGUCCAAACUUGAAACUGCUGAGUUUCGAUUGACUUGUCCCAUUGUUUUGUCAGUUGCCGGUACCGUGUCAAUCAUCACUGAGACAGGCCACAGCGACAACAAGGCGCACCAACAAGUCAUAAGACGCUGAGUUUCGUUCAUUGAACAUUUCUGACUAUGACAGACGAAAAUGGCUUCAGGUCCCACCAUUAACCGCAUGUUCUUGACCUCAGUAUGGUUUGAAUCUGUUGUUUACGGGAUCAAUUGCGUACUUUUUGGUGCAUGUAUCUGGAUCCUGGUGAAUCGGAACAGAAAGUCACAUAGGGUCCUUUUCGCGUCGUGUAUUUUCCACAUUUCAGUCUCAACAGCGCACAGCGUCAUCUCCCUUCUUAUAUCCUUGGAGGCAUUCACAACUCCUUGGAUAUUAUCCAUCCCUAAUGGAAGCACCGUAUACAUAGUCGCGCCAACAACAUAUAUGUUGACGAAUUUGGCAUUGUUUGUCUCCAACGUACUCGCUCAAGAUUUGCUGCUAAUCUGGAGGCUCUACGUCGCUUGGAACUACAACUGGAAGCUUGUUAUUCCCGCGUUGAUUUUGGAAGUUGUGCAUAUCGCUUGUGCGAUCGUAGCCGUGUUUCUGAUUGCUCAGCCUAAUCACCAUCUUUUCUCACACAAUGUCCAAGCUUUUGGAAAAGCCAGCUGGUCGCUCGGUCUUUUUCUCAACACCGCUAUUACGUGCGGAAUCGCAUAUCGUUUUUGGUAUGUAGGCCAGAAAGUAUCCGAUCACACUGGCCGGAAUGCCUAUAAGGCUGCCAUGUUUACUGUCAUCGAGUCCGGUGCACUUAUUGCCAGCUGCACUGUGGUAAUGUUCAUUCUGGAUGUAGUUGGCAGCCAAGCUGGUUUCAUGGCAUUCAAUGUUGCUGUUCAGAUUGCUUCCACGACACCUCUUCUUAUCAUCACCCGUCUCGGCCUUGGCGCCACUAACACUGAUACCAAUUUCGGCAAAUCGUCAGCCCCUUCAAUGACCUUUGCACCAACAGUCCAGAUUGGUGUCACUCAGCAUACCAGUACCUUCCCUACGACUCCUACGACUCCUAUUUUACCAUUUACUCGUCAGAAGACUGAGAGUAUGCGGUCAAUCAACCGUGGAGGGUAGUAACGACUCAUGUUCGAUGGCCCUAGCCAUCAGCUGGUCUAGGUAUAUGUUCAGCCAUCUCGCUCACUAUUGCUGCCCCUCUUUGCUGUUAUCAUGUAGUUCCAUAGUUUUUAUCAGAUUUAUCCAAGGGACUUUGUCGGAUC
Suillus clintonianus is the source of this 1451-nucleotide messenger RNA. RefSeq lists its product as uncharacterized. The record is from RefSeq and is a predicted model, not a curated record. NCBI's taxonomy places the organism in Eukaryota, Fungi, Basidiomycota, Agaricomycetes, Boletales, Suillaceae. Bases 346 to 1308 code for a protein of 320 amino acids. The transcript has 9 exons.